Condylostylus longicornis is the source of this 7730-nucleotide messenger RNA. RefSeq lists its product as uncharacterized. The transcript is spliced from 16 exons. The record is from RefSeq and is a predicted model, not a curated record. Lineage: Eukaryota; Metazoa; Arthropoda; Insecta; Diptera; Dolichopodidae. The coding region runs from base 131 to 6937 and encodes 2268 amino acids.
UUUGAACGGGUGUAUAUUUGUUCAUACUGUAUUCGUGUAUUGAAUUAUGAAACCUCAGAAAAACAUUGCUUAUAAAUACGAUCAUUCAAUGAUUUUUUAAUGUCUAUAGAACAAAAAUGAUAUUUACAAGAUGUCACAAUUACGAAAAUCAGCAUCAUUUCGUUCAAGAAUACCAAUAAGAAGAUCAAAUAUACCGAACCGAAGAUGUCGAAGUCCACCAGCAAAUAUAAAUAACAAUAAUAUUAAUAAUAACAGAAACGAUAGUGGAUUAAAUGAAAGCAGUUUUAAUGUACCACAAAAACGUUCUCGAAGAUCACAUAAGCAACGAAAUUUUAUACGUCGAUAUUCAUCAUCGAGUUAUUCGAGCAGCGAUGAAAGUUUUAUAUCCGAUCAACCAAUUAAGAAAAAAAUUAGCCAUUUUAAUGCGACACCAGAGUUGUUCUAUACAUCAAAUGAUGCAUUAAGUUUAAACGCUUUACUUGAUUCAGUAAGCAGUGGUGGAACAUUUUCGAGCCCUCCGUCACCAAUUCAUCAAAUCUAUGAAAAUUCAAUGGUACAUCAUUCGUCAGAUAGUUAUGAAUCUUUGGAUCGAUAUGAUGUAGCCUUGGAAAAAUUAAGAAUUUCGGAUAAUUUAAAUAAUAUUGGUGUAAAAUUACCUUAUCCACCACACGAAGAAACACGCAGAGUUCAUCAGAAUUUUUCAAUAAAUAAUUUAAGAGGAAAGCGUGAAAUUUGUUCUGAAGAAAAUAAGUAUGGUAGUGAUUCUAAUCUUAAAGUCAAACAACUUAAAGAUGAUUGGUAUAAUUUGAGGAGACGUCAAAAUUUUCACAAUGAAAAACAUAAUAAUAAUAAUGAUAUUAAAAAUUAUAAUAUUCGGAUUAAUAAAAGAAAUGAUAAUAAUUAUGUGACUGAACUAAGUAAAAGUGUAAAUGAUGGCCGACCUCAGGGACAUAGAAUGAAAAAAAUCCUCACUAGGAUACCAAAUACUCUAUUGUCUAGUCAAGAUGAAAUGUUCAUUUUACCUAAUACUGAAUUUCAGCAAAACUCAUAUAUUUUGUGUGAUAAUGGUAAAAAGCAACAAUUACAAAAUUAUCAUCAUCAAGAACAGCAAAAUAUUCGACAACAACAACAACCAUGCAAUCUUCUAAGCUCUUCUAAUUCAAUUGUUAAAAAAUUUAAUCAAAAAAAGAAAAAAUCAUUUACAUUACAACAAAAUCGACUACCAAUUAAAACGAUAUUAGCUCCGUCAGAAGAAAUUUCAUUAUUUAAAAGACCAACACCAUUAAAUAUUAAAGAAUCAUCUGGAUUUUUAUCGCAUAUGCCUAAAUCUCGUGUAGAGAACAAUGUGACUAAUAUUGAUAACGAUGCAAAUGAUAAUUUUACAAAAGAAUUUUUUGAUGAGAAAAAUUUACGUAGACAUUAUUGGAAUGAAAAAGAAAACCAGAGUUAUAGUAAUGAUAGUACUAAAAGACGUGAUCAACAUGAAAAUUUAAAAUUUAAAAAUGAAUUUGACUUACCAAUACCAUCAGCUUCAGAUGCCUGUUAUGAGGUUAGUCAAAAUUUACAACGUAAAUUACAACAGAAUCAAACAAUAUCUGAAAACAAUUCUUUAAAUAAUAGAAAAAGGAAUGGUGUAUUUUGGUUUUCAUCAACAUCAACAUCAUAUUCAAAUAGCCCUAAUUUGUUCUAUAAUAAUCCUAUAGAUAUGGUAGAUAGUAAAAUGAAUGAAAAUAAUGAUAAUAUUAUGAAAAGACGUCAACCACAUAACGAAAAAUUACCAACACAGCCACCAAAUUAUUACAAUAGAACAGAUUUAUAUGAAAAUGGUAUUGAAAUGGAAACAUUAAAAAUUGGGGCAUUCGAAAAUGAUUUAAAUUUAAUGCCUGUUCAAAGGAAUGUAAAAAUACAACAACAGCAACAACAACAAAAAUGUGAUGUGGAUAUAAAAACAAAAUCUAAAAUUGAAGCAAUAAAAACUCCUACCGAUCCUGAUAUUAAAUUAUAUACGAGUUUUAAUCAAGAAAACUAUAAAAAUAUGUGCCGUAAUAUGGCUGCAAAUAGUUUUCAAAAACGAAAUAACAAAAAAAAUAAUAAUAAAUUUAUUUCCGAUAUGAAAAUGAUGACAACACAAGUACAAAAUUUUUCAUCAUUCAAAGAUACCACAACAUUAUCACCAUCAGUUACAGAUUCAGUUUCAGCUUCAACAUCAGCAAUAUCAUCGUCUUCUUCAAGAGUAAAACAACUUAAAAACGAAAUUGAAAAAAAUCAAAUGAAUAACCAAAGAAACGAAAACAAUAAUAUUCCGAAUUUUAGUAUCAAAAGUUCAACAAACGAACAAAAUACUAUCAAUAAUAUUGAUAAUAUUAUUGAUCAUAAUGAUGAUGAUAUUGAUGAUGAUGAUGAUAUUGAUGAUAUAAGUAAUAAUCAUAUUAGAUGGUAUAAAGUAAAUGAAAAUUUUUGGCAAUUGAAAAAGUCACAAUACAAAGAAAAACAAAAGAUUUCAGAAGCUAUGGAAAACGAAAGGAUGAUAAUAAAAGAUGAAGGCAACAAUAGUUGUAAUAGUAAAUUUAAUAAUAAAGCGACUAAACAAAAAUACAGCGAUAACGAUAGAAAUGAAAUAGAACAGGAUAAUAAUAAUAUUGAUAUUGAUAAUAGGGAUGAUGACAGUGAAAUGUAUUAUCAAAAUAUCGAUGAAACUUUUAAUAGACAACGAAAUUUUUCAAAUGAUCAAUCCUUCAAGUAUCCAGAAUAUUCUUUUCAACCGAACAAUCUUGAAUUUCAACAUUCAACAAAUUUUAUGAGAAUUAAUUCACCUGGAAUUUUAUCACCAUCAAAGACUAAUGAUAAUUUUUCAAAUUUUCCAAUAUCUAAUACACAACGACCUUUUAAUAAUAAUAUUAUUUAUACGAAUAAUACGAACAAUAUUGAAGAUAAAGAUGGUAACUGUAUCAGUAAUAACGAUGACAAUAAAAAACAAUUUAAUAAUGAACAAAAGAAUUAUAGUGAUUGUAAUACAACAACAGAUAUAAAUUCUGUUAUAUCAUCAGAUCGUAUAAGAACGCCAACUAAUUGUGGUACUGAAUUAGCUAAAAAAUAUUUGGAGGCAAAAAGGCGACCCUUACCCAGAAUUCCAUUACAAGAUGAGUACAAAAAUUAUUGCAUCAACAUAGGUUGCCCUCAGUCUGUUUUAGGUUGCCCCCAAGGGGAGCAAACACUAACAGAGCCAACAAAAUUAUCUGAUUGGCCACCAGAACCAGAAUUACCAUUAGAAUCACAAUGGGCUGAUGGUAUUACGGAAGGAUAUUGGGAUCAAGGUGGUCCAUGGAUCUUUCCACCGAAAAGUACAACUUCGUAUCGAAGUGAAUGUGAACUUUCUGGUUCUUAUGUAUCAUUGGAAUGUCCAUCACCGCCAGGUCCACCAACAUGUCUUCCAGAGUCUAGAAGGGAUCCACAAGCAAGACUUAAUAAUUAUUUAAAAACAUUGUAUACGGAUUUGGCUCUUAAAGAACCCAUUAUACCACCAUGGGCGAUUCCUGUUGCGCCAGGCGCUUUAAGUCCGGCUCGUCUAGAACCAGAUUUAAGAUUACAUGUACAAUCACAUGGUUCCACAGAUUGUUUAACAAUAGAUCAAUUAUUGCUGCCCGUUCAUACAAAAGACGGAAGUUUUCUAGAAGCUCCACGACGUGUUCUUAUUGAGUGCCCGCCAUGGGCAUCUAGAUCGAAUUUGGCCUUAAGAAUACUUCAUGGAUGGGCAAGAGAACCACCGUGGCCACCGAAAGGUACUCCAAUUGCAAUGGCCUUUUUAAUACCGUUAGUUGAAAUUAAAAGAAGCUUUGCAAAUUAUGUUGAAAAGGAACUCUUACUAAAAGGACCUAUGAACCCAUUUGCAAAUGGUUUCGGCGGAUUUUCGGCAGCUUGGAAUACUUUAGAAAGUUUGGGACCUAAGCUUUUGUUUGUUCUUGAUGGUUAUGAUAAUCAAAGAGGUUCACCAAAACGUAAAGGAAAGCAGUACCCACCAGAUGUUCAUGAUUUAUUAGAUGGAAAGCUGUUUCCAGAAGCUCGAGUUAUCAUAACAACAUCCAUAUCAAAUUGUAAUGAACUUUUACCAUUAAUUCAACGACAUGUAACAUUUGAAGGUUUAACAUGGGGUCGUUCAGCAUCGUUACUAGGUGGAGGGCAAUGGGGUGCCGCGCCAUCACGCUUACUCGAUACCGUCCAAGAAUGUCCAGCUCUGAGAAAAAUUGUUCGAACACCGCUUGGAUGUCUCGCUAUUGCCGCUAUAUUUGAAGCAACAGCUGGCGACUUGCCAACAGAGGAAUUGGAUGUUAUUGAAUCAGUAUUGAAUUGUAUUGCACCUGAAACUUCCUCUAUCAAUGUUGCCGAAUUAGGCCGACUAAUGUUAUUCUGCUUAAAAAUGAAGCGCCCUUGUAUAUCAAUGUCAGAAUUGAGAAUGUAUUGCUCAUCACCUGAAUCAAAUAUGUUAGGUUGUUUGGAUAAAGGUUUAUUGUUAGGAAAAUCAGCACGUAAAAAGGGAGAAUUUAUAUAUGGCCCAAUGUGUCCAGAGUUAGCUGAAUUUUUAGCUGCUAACUAUAUUGCUUCAUUAGCAAAUAGACCUGGUUUGCUGUCAGCAGAAAUCACAGGCCUAACAAUAGGUGAUGAAUUAGAUCCAGAUAUGCUGAAAGUUAUAAAAUAUGCAAUGGGAUUAUUAGGACCAAGAUCACAUGUUCUACUUUCUAAGCUCACUCCAUUAUGGCUUAGUCCACAAACAGUAUUUUCUUUAGCUUUGGCUGGUGGUAACUCAGAUGAAAAUCUUGCAGCUUUAUGUGAUAUUUUAGGUAUAUCGAAACAUCCUCCUAUUUCGCCACUGGAGUCAAAACCCCUAUGGGUGCAAGUAAGAUCUGCGCCAACAGAAUUAAUGGGCUGGGGUAUGGCAUUGAAAAGUCAUACAUGCACACUAAAAAAUUUAGAAUUAAUUUAUCAAUUAGACAAACAUCAUUUAUUAGAUGCUAGAAGUGCUAUGGAAAUUUUCCUCGACUCUUUAGAAAUAAACGAAAGUGUUUCAACUUUACGAAUAACUUCACUGAUUGAAAAUGAAGUAAAGGAUUCUGAAAUUGGUUAUUUAGGAAGUUGUGUUGCCAAAGCAUUAAUUAAACCUAGAUUAGAAAGUUUUGAAUUAAUUUUAACUUUAUUAGAGGAGGAUCCACCAAUAUUAAAAUUACAACCAGUUGUUUCAGCUCUGUGUAGAUCAAUACCACGGCAACCAAAACUAAGUUGUUUGCAAUUAGAUUUAGGUCUUAGUACAUCACAAUUAGUUCAAUUGUGUUCUGUUCUGGAUAAAUGUCCUAAUAUAACAAGGUUAUCAUUACCACAUUUACGUUGCGAGCGUGGUGCUGUUACAGCUUUGGCAACCUUAUUGGCUGCUAGACCAUUAAAUUUCCUAUCAAUUCCAUCUUGUUGGGGUGCAAGAGAUGAUCCACCAUCAUCAAGUGGUGUUAGCAUGGGCUCUGGAAGUGGUAGUAGUACCGGAACAUCAGGUUUAAUUAAACAAGGUUCGCUAACUGGUGUUCCAUCACCCCGAGCAUAUCCACCUGGUUUAUUUUCAUCAUUACCACGCGGUAUGUAUGUACCGACAGCAACAAUGGGUCGAUCAGCCACUUUACCAAGACAACCGAUUGAGCCACCACCAGAUAAACGUAGUUGUGAUUCAGUUGUAUCAAAAACAUGGUAUCCAACACCAGCUUGUGAUGGUGGUCCACAUAGUUCCGGUACACUACAUGAUCUAUUGUUGGCAGCAAGAGAACCAUAUUCAAAAUUACACGGCUUAGAUUUAAGCAAAGCUCAAUUAUCAUUAGAAGAUUCAAUGUGUCUUGGUGAAACAGUUCGCCUAUCAAAUACUUUACAUACAUUAAAAUUAGAAGGUUCAUCACGUUUAAGUGAAAUUCUUCCAUCUGUAUUAGGUGCAAGUGAAUCACCAUGUUUACAAAUGUUAAGCAUUGGUUCACCUAGAUUAAAUUUAGAAGAUUCUGUAAUUGCUAUGUCCGCAAGGUCAUUAACCAGUUGUACAACACUUCGUCUUUUAAGUUUAGAUGGAUGGACUUUCAGAAUUGAGAUUCCAUCGACUUUAUCAAUUUUAAGAGCAUUUUUGUCGCUCACAUCAAUACGAGAGUUAAGUCUGGCUAAUUGUCGUUUACAAAUUGGAACAUUUAAAAGUGAUUCAAAAAUAAUAAAUCCAUUUGAAUCACGUUCAGUUGUUGUAUUGAAAUUAUCAUCAGCACAAGUAACAUUAGGUGAUUCAAUAAUAUGGAAAGGACCACAAUUAUUACCAAUAAUAUGCGGUUUUCCAUGCUUAAGAGAAUUAGAUUUAUCAGCACCAGCUAGAUCUGGUUUGGGUAGUACAACACAUUCAACUCCAUUAAUAAUAGAUGAUAAAUGUUUGAUAAAUUUUUUCCAAUCAUUACAUACUCAUUUUAGUUUGCUCAACACAUUGAAAGUAUGCAACUGGGUAAUUCAUUUUGAUGAUCCAACAAAAACAUUGAAAACAUUAUCAAAAUGCAUCCGUAAUAGUCCAAUUAGCCAUUUAAAAUUGGAUGGUGUUUCCGUUUUAGAUAGAACGAAAAAAAUUCGUAUUGAAUCAAGUUUUUUGCACUGUUUUAUAUCCUCAUUACCAUUAUUACGUUGGAUGGGUAUAAGUUUAUCUGGUAAAAAGGAAGAUCAAAUAACAGCCAUUGGGAAUGCAGUUCUAGAUUUAAAAGGAUAUGAAAUUGAUAUUAAAUUAAGUGAAUCUACUAUCGAACAUGCUAAACUAAUGGCUCAAGCAAUUAGCUUAGAUGGAAAAUUUGAUAUUAAAGUAUCAACAUUUGGAACAUCAAGUGGAAUAUUGGUUCAUGCUGAAAAAUCCGGUACAAAAAGUUUAAAUCGUAAAAAUAAUAAAGACUAAAAAAAAGAACAAAAUAUUUUAAAAUAACAAAAGAAAAUUAUUAUUAUUCCAUUUGCAACAGAAAUUAUAAAAAAAACUAUAAAAUUUAUUUAUAUAAAAAGAUCACGUCUAUUCUUCAAUAGAUUUUCAAUAGUAAAUAAAGCAUAUAAAAAAUAUUCUAGAUAUACACACCAAGUAUACGUGUAUAAAUCAAUGAGAAAGAGAAAGAAUAACUAAAUUGAAUAUAAUUAGGAAACUUUUAUCCUAUUUUUUCAUUCAUUUCAUUUAAAUGCAUUUCAUCCUAUAUCCUAAAUUUAUAAAGCUGGAUAAAAUACCAAUAUUACUUAUACUCUAUUUGGAUAAGCAUUAUGGUAUAGCAAUGAAAAAUCUGUAAUCAAUUUAAUCGUUUCUUGAUUUCUAUACUACCUUAAAUACUAUAUACAUAACUAACCAACAUAUAUAAAUUUCAUUAUUUUGCUAUAGGAAAGAAAAAAACGCCAAGGAUAAUAAACAAGGAUUACUGCAAAAAAUAUUGUAAAUCGAAUAAUUUAAUAUACUUUUACAAUUUUCUCGUUAUUAUUUUUAGAAAGAAAAGGGGAUAAUUCUUAAAUAGCUUCACAUUUCAAGUUAAAGUAGACAUUAAGCUAUAUUAUACCUAGUACCAUUUUCAAUUGCUUAUACUACUAUAAAAAUUUAAUUUAGAAUUUAAUUUAGAAUGUUGGGUUCUCUGAUUUUAAACUAAUAAAAUUGAAACUUAUUACGAUAAUUUUGUAUAAAUUCGAAGAGAAAAAUUAAUGCGUAAAUUGAAACUUUU